Molecule: messenger RNA, 8823 nt
Organism: Erpetoichthys calabaricus (reedfish)
Lineage: Eukaryota; Metazoa; Chordata; Cladistia; Polypteriformes; Polypteridae
Product: putative zinc finger protein 727
Exons: 3
Coding region: 157-2079 (640 amino acids)
Source: RefSeq, a predicted model, not a curated record
ACCGCUGCUGAUCUCCAUGCGCCUUUCAAACACAGAGGAGAGGCGAUAGCCGGAAGUUGCCGUUUCGCCCCGCCCCCAGAGAAGUCUGCACGUGCGCCGUUCUGGGCGGUCCGGUGUGCGCUUGAAAGGCCUAACUGGAGCUGGCGAGCAGGGAAGAUGGAGGCUGACGCUUCGUUCGUGGAGCGCACAGUGAGGGAGGCGGCGACGUUAGUCGUCGGUCACUUCUUAAUGGCUCUCGAGAGCGAGCCGAGCUGUUCCGCGACCAGACCGUGCUUUGGUGAUGACCGCCGCCGGGCUCUCCGAGAGCAGCUGGCCGCCUCGGUGCAGGAGGUACUCCGAGCGGCGGUGGACGGCGUUCUCCGAGAGUUUAGGCGCUUCGCGGACAAGAGGAACACGGCGCUGUGCCUGGAGAUCACCGAGAAGGAGCGAGAAGUUCAGCAGCUCACCGAGCGUCUCGAGACCGUGGAGGGUGAACUGAGGCUGGCGAGGCGACGGCUGGACUCUGCACGGGCUUCUCCUCCAAGGUCUCGACCAGCAAACGUCGGGGAGAAGGAGCUCGAGGGUAAAGUGCGUGACACUUGCCCUGAGGGUCUGCAGCUCAGACGGGGCAGUGUGCCCUCCGAUUUGGGGCGAUCACAUCUGAGGAGAGAAGGUUUAGUGGACAGGACGAGCUCCGUAAACGGCGAAGAAGGAGACGCACCAUUCACCACUGACAAUGAUUUGUGUAUCAAGUUGAUAUGUGUUAAAGAAGAGGUCCAGCACCAGGAAAUCUGUAUGUCUGACACUGGGACUCCAAAUGUGGGCAUUUAUGACAAAGAGCAGGAGGAAGAGGACGACGACGACGAUCAUGACAGUUGUGGUAGCUUUGAUAAAAUCCUCGUACAUAUUAAAGAGGAGGACAGCAACCAGGAAUCCAUCCCUAGCCACACAGUAGACUCCGAGGUGGAGUCCAUCCACAGUUUAAACAACAACUAUUCCGUGCUAAAUGCCCUCUCUGUCAACACUACGUUUGAUGCCAGUAGAUCUUCCCAGUGUGGCUCUCACAGAAGGGGUAGCACCGCGUCUCACUUGCUGGCUGUGAACACUGAGCAAGGCACGUCUGGACUUUGUUGUCCCCAGGAGGAUUCUGAGAACAGUAAAGAUGGGGAUGGGCCAUCGGCCUUCGUCUCCAGAAUGGUGCAGACAGAUUCAAGAGAAUAUUCCGCACAUUUCUCUCCACAUUCAAAAGCGGACAAUGAAGAUUGGCAGUCAAGACAGGGUAGUGUUAGAGACUCUAAACAGCACAGUGCAAUGACCUCCGGAGAUGCUGCAGAAAGCUGCCAGUGGAUUGAAUAUAUCGUGACAGAGUCGGGAAGUGACUUAAAUGUAUCUGGAGCCAUUGAGAAUCCCCGCCGAGUCGAUGCUGGAAAGCGGCCAUACUCUUGUGAUGUUUGCGGGAAGUGCUUCAGAUGGAGAGGCGAUGUUCAGAAACAUAAAAAAAUACACACCGGGGAGAAACCGUACCCCUGUUCUGAAUGUGGGAAGCAUUUCAGGUGGAAAGGAGAUGUUCAGAAACAUAAGAAGAUUCACACGGGUGAGAAACCACACGCUUGUGAUGAGUGUGGGAAGCGUUUCAUCAAGAGAAACCACCUGAUUCGGCACCUGAAGACUCACACAGCAGAUAAACCAUACACUUGUGCGCAAUGCGGAGAUAUGUUCCGAUGGAAGUUAUCUUUUCAUAAGCAUCAAAAAAUGCACGUAGUCGAGCGGCCCAGCUGUUGCUUGGCUUGUGGAAUGAAGUUCUUAAAUAAGCAAGAUUUCUUGAUCCACCAGCAGAGUCACAGUGGGGAUAAACUGCAUCCUUGCCCCGAGUGUGGUAAACGGUUCAAGUGGAAAAGUGACGUUAAGAAACAUUUGAAAGUUCACACCGGGGAGAGACCGUACGUCUGUAGCGAAUGCUGCAAAGCGUUCACCAAAAAAAGCCAUCUAAACAGGCACAUGUUCAUUCAUUCAGAGAUCAAGCCGUACACUUGCAACGAAUGUGGAAGUCGGUUCAAAGGGAAAGUCACUUUCGAGAAGCACAAGAAAACUCAUCUGUGAAAGGAGGAGGAAGCAGCAGCAGCACCACUGAGUGUUCAGGUUCAGUUCUGGGAUUGGCUAGACUCGUAGACGGCUCCAAACCUUCCUUCCGUUGUGGGAAUUGAUGGGAAAAUUGCUGAUCUGAUUGUAUGUGUAAGUUUUACUGUCAGUCCUUUAAAGUGCAUUUGAGACAUAAUCAGAACUUUGGAUGAGAAGCUGGAGAGUAACAGAAGUGUACAUGAAACAUCCAAGAUCUGAAGGUGUAGUCUAAAAUAACACUUACUGUUCCCAGCAGCUGCGUGACGUUCCGCUUCCACGUGACAUUGUGAUUUACUGCUUUGUAGAAACAAAAAAAAGCUUUUGCGUUACUAGCAUGCAUAGCUGUGUAAAGUAGUAAAGAGGCUCAACAGUUAUGUUUUUAAUCUUCGUUUGAGUAUAUCCCUUAUUUUAUAAAAUCUGUACAAUUCCCACAAAUUUCUCAAGUACCUUCAAAUGCAAAGCAAGCUUUUCACCCUGGUGUGUGAACCGUUGUGAGCUAUUUGUAAAUGUGUACACGCCAUCGCUCAGAUGUGUUUGAAAUGAUUUAUUUGUAUUACCGUUGGCACAUCGAGUAUAAGGCGGGUGUGACAUUUUGAGUGCGUGACUCUGAAUUUUUACAUCCUCGUUCACAUAGAAACAGAGGCAGGAAAUGAACAAAUUGUUGUGGGAAAUUGCCAAGUGCAGCGCUCCGGGAUACUUGAGGGUCGUUUGCAAAAUGGAGGUUGGCUUGAUCAGUGGCAGGCUGUCGAUUUGCACUUCCCUUUUUUUGAUACAUAAGGGUGGCAUUACGGUUAAGGUUUAGGACUUGAGGCCCUGAGGUUGUGGGUUGUAGUCCUGUGUAACACUGAGCAAGUCACUUCACCUGCCGGUGCUCCAAUCACAGAAACAAAAGAAAUGCAGCCCAUUGUAUCUCACGUGUUGCAAGAUUCCCUGGAUAAAGGCAUCGGCCAAAUAAUAAUAAUAAUAUGCUGAGACAGCUUGAAAACAAGAUGUGAGCAUCGAGAUAUUAAAACUCCUUCUUAAUAGUGUUUUAAAAAAGAAAUAAAUAAAAUCUGUCACUGGAGGUUGAAACAUCUUCCCACAUCAUUCAUCAGAAAUAUAGUACAGUAUAUACACACAAGAUCUGUGGUGACCCGCGGGUCCUGCAGUCAACCAAAGGUGAAUACUGGAAAUCAUUCAAAUGAGGGGGUCACACAGCCUAAGAUAUUUGGAGUAAGAGGUCUUCUAACUGGCCAAGCAGUAUUGUGUGUUUGUAUGUGUGUCCUCGCCAGUUUCCAUCGGCUGGUAUUGGUGAAGUGGUUAGCGCUGUACUCUCAUGGAGCCAAAGCUCUGGUGCAGAGUUUGUGUGGGCUUCCUCGGAGGACUUUGAUUUUAAUCCAAUGUCCAUGAAGAGACAUGGACCAAGUUGGCCUGGAGUUGAGUGAGUGUACAUGCAUGUGAGUGCGGCCAGGAUAAGCCCCCCUCCGUCCCGACCGCUACCCCGUGACCCUGAAAUGAUUCGGGCAGGUUUGAGGGUAUUCUGUCAACUGCUACUACACUGCCUUAGCUUUACAGUCGUGGGAUGGUAGUGGCAUUUCUGCUAGAGAUGAUCAACGUCACAGUUUAAGAUUGAAGUUUGUCUCUGGUGUGAAGGAUGCUUAGUGCAACCUGCAUAAGGUCGUGUAAAACGAUCGAAAUAACUAAAUGAACAGAUCCGUCUGGCGAGUUUGAUGGAGGCACAGAGUAUUCAGAUUAUGACAAUACAGCAGCCCGUGCAAAUGAACUGUGAAAAUCAAAACAAUAUUAAAAUUUGCGUGCAGAUUUUUCCCUACUCGGUGUUCAUCAGAAGUGGCAUUUUUAAAAAGUUACAUUUGUGUGUGUGUGUGUGUGUGUGUGUACAUAUACACACGAUGACGGCUAUACAGCCCAAACAUUCUGUGUUUCACCUUUUCUUUUCAGCACUGAAUUGAACAUUUAACCCUUGUUUUCAUAUAUACACAAAAUAUACUGGAGAGCAGGAUGGUGGUGCGGUGGUAGAGCUGCUGUGUCACAGUAAGGAGACUGGGGGUUUGUGCUCCCUGCGUGACGUUUGCAUGUCCUCCCCAUGUCCUCUGGAUGCCUCCCACAGUCCAAAGAUCUGCAGGUUAGGUGGAUUGGCAACAUGGAAUUGGCCCUAGUAGGGGUGUGUGUGUGUGUGUGUGUGUUCACCCUGUGGUGGACUGCCUCUUUGUCCACAAAUUGUGCCUGCCUUGCCCCCCAUAAUUGCUCAGUUAGGCUCCAGUCCCCCCUCAAGCCACCUUCAGGUUAAAUGGGCUUAGAAAAUGGUAUGGGCAUUGCUAAAUUGGCCUUUCUGAGCAAAACUUUGUGUGUCUUCACCCUGUGAUGGACUGUCACUCUGUCCGGGUGGUGGUCCUGCCUUGUGCCCGACACUUGUUGAGGUGAGCUUAAGUGGCCUUGCUCUGGAUGAGCAGGUUUAGUUAAGAGAUAUAUAUAUAAAAAUAUGGGGUGCCAAACAGGCAAUUACAAUGAUUUUUGGAAUAUAUAAAGUCAGCGUUGGAAUAUAUAAAGUCAUUCCUGAAUAUAUAAAUUUAAAGUCAGAUUAUAUUGAUAUUGAUUGAAACGACUCGGGCACAUUUUUAGUAAACUCAAUGAGUUCCUAAUAUAACGUAAUGAAAUAAGUUAACAAAAACAUCUUCAGAAAAAUAAACACUGUUUAGUUAAUUUAUUCAAAAUUAUGUAUGUGCCUGGCAUUUUGAACACUUUUUAUUUAUUCUUUUUGUAGGGGUGCAUUUUUGGACAAACCUCACAAGCCCAAUCGACUUCUCUCGAACUUUACCUUUCACUAGUACGAGUGAAAUGAUGAGCACGGAAAUUAGAGAAUAUUUGAUGGAACUAGACAAUUUUAUUUGUGAAUUGUCUUAAUUUUAUAUAUUCGGGAAUGAUUUUAUAUAUUCUGACGUUGACUUUAUAUAUUCAAGUUUUGACUUUAUAAAUUUGGGAAUGACUUUUAUAUAUUCCGCUGCUGACUUUAAAUAAUCAGGUUUUGGUGUUAUAUAUACAGAACACUGACUAUAUAUAUUCCGAAAAUCAUUAUAUUAGCCUGUUUGGCACCCCAUAAAAAAUAUAUAUAUAUAAUUUAAAAUAUGUAUGUGUGUGUGUAUAUUAUAUGUAUGUAAGGUUUUUGUUGGAUCCAUAGUGCCAGGUGUACAGAUAGAGUCCAGUGACGUUUUUGUUGCAUGUGCUAAUCAUCAUGCAAUGCCAAUGUGCCAGGAUCAGAGAGUAGAACCUCCUUACCUCAAAACUUCAGUCUUCCUUAACUAGUGAUGAGCAAAACAAUUUGAUUUUGCAGUAACACAUUGUGAGUGUCCAUAAUGUUAAUAUGAAAUACUUGAAUAGAUUUUCCUGAAAGCCCUUUGUCAGUCGGUUGACCACAUUCUCAUCUUAAGACUUGCGCUUGGUGGUCCAUCAAACGUGUCCGUCACUGAUGCCCAACAGCCAAUCGAAGAGCAGAUUGUCGGUGCUUUUUAAAGUACAGAAAAUAUAAAGAAUAAAACACAGCAGACAACGUAACACAAGUGUUUGUUCUGACAAUAUCAGCCUCAAAUGUUCUCUCAUUUUGAUGAUUUUUUUUAACAAUUUAAAAAUAAUGUAAACGUUGGACAGCCCGCCACACAUUUGUAUUUCUCUGUCAAAUUUUAACCGUUGGUGUUUCUUUAUUUUGAAGAAGAUGCAAUGUAAAUAAAAUUGAAAAAUAAAAGUAAGCCCCCGCUGAGCUCUGACAUGGCCUUCUAGCAGUGCUUCUAAAAGCUGACGGCCUUCACCGUGUGAGAGUUGUCCUGCACGUGUUGACAUUGGGUGUGCAGGGGAGUUAAGUGAAGGCUACAUUUUGCGUUAAAGUUCUGUUCAGACGCAGAGCUGCCCUCGAAGGCCUACGACUGCUGCAUUGUGGACUUGCAGGGAAAUUAAAACCGGAAAGCCGGCCAUACAAAUGCACCCUGCCGGUGGAGUUGGUCUGAACGCUGGCACUUGUGGAGCUGAGCUGAUGCAUGUGUGAGGCAGCCUUUUGUUUUUACUGGGGGUUUCAGUCAAGUUGUAUUUAAACGUAAGGCCUCAACUGUAAAUGUGUAUUACUUUAUUUUUAAAAUGACUUCUUCAUUUUGUUUUUUGUACUGUACUGAGUUAGUUUUACUACUGUGACUGAUUACGUGGGCCACUGUGUUUUAAUUUAUUGUGCUUAGAAAAAAAUUAAAUAUAUGCAUACCUGUGGGUUUAAUUUAUUUUUAUGGAUUAUUUGAAAAUUGUAUUGGUCUGUACAGCUUAAAUUUAGGGGUUAUAUAUUAGUGUUGGAUUAGUAUCAAAUUUUUCACUUCAAUUGAUUCUGUAAAAGUCCUUAAAAACACUACGCCAUCUUAAAGGGUCAGCAUAAAUAAACUGUAAUGGCUGACAAUGGAAGCGUGCGUACGGUCGCUGAGCUUCAGGUUUGGAGGAUGUGCAGGUCAGAAGGACAAGUUCUUAAGUGACACAGGUUUGUGUUAUUUUGUGGACCCGGCCUUACCCACUAAGGAGUUCCUUAUCUGUGCCACAGCUGCCCAGUUAUUCUGGGUUCACAUGCAAACCCGGUAACUCUUUGGAGUUUGUGUGUGUGUGGACUUUCUCUGGGUGUUCCAUUUUUGUUAGUAUGCCCCACAUAUGGGAUGUCAAACUCGUAUCCCUGGAGGGUUGUAGUGGUUGCAAGCUUGUAUUUCGAACACAAACUUUAUCAGCAUCCAGUUACUAAUGCUAAAGGCACAGACGGUGACUUCCAUUUCUGUUGUUUCAUUUUGUCAACGAGCAGCCAAACGGUAAUGAAAUGCAAAGCCAACCUGCAGAUACAGGCAGGUCUCUAAGCAUUUGGCCAGUGACGCCAUUUUCAUAAUUUUGGCCCUGUACACCACCACAAUCGAUUUGAAACCAAGCAGUCAAGUGUAGACUUUCAGUUUUAAUUUAAGGGGUUUAACACAAAUAUCGUAUGAGCCAUUUAGAAAAGACAGCCAUUUUCAUACAUGGUUCCCUUAUUUUCAGAGGCUCAGAAUUAGUUGGACAAACUACCAUAUAAUGAUUUGGUUGAAAAUCCUUUCCAGUCGAUGACUGCCUGAAGUCUGAACCCCUGGCCAUCUCCAAGUGCUGGGUCUCCACCCUCCUGAUGCUUUACCAGGCCUCUACUGCUGCUGUCUGCAGGUGCUGCUUGUCUGCUGAACUCUGUCAUCCAUUUUGUCUUCAGUAAGUGACAUGCAUGUCCAAUUCGGUUGAGAUGAAUUGAUUGACGUUGAAUAUUCUACCUGUGGUGGGCUGGCGCCCUGCCCGGGGUUUGUUUCCUGCCUUGCACCCUGGGAUUGGCUCCAGCGGACCCCCGUGACCUUGUAGUUGGGAUAUAGCGGGUUGGAUAAUGGAUGGAUAGAUGAAUAUUCUACUCGUUUUCCUUGAAAAUCCCUUGGUUUGCUGUCCCAGUGUGUUUUGGCUCCUUGUCCAUCUGUACUGUGAAGUGUCGUCUUAUCGGUUAUGCAGCAUUUUUCUGAAUCAGAAUACGGCCCUGGACAUUUCAGAAUUCAUCCUGCUACUUCUGGCAGCAGUUACAUCAUCAAUAAACUCGAGGGACCGACUUACAUUGGCAGCCAUGCGUGAUCAGGCCAUGACACGGCCUCUGCCAUGUUUCACACAUGAUGAUGUAUUCAUCAGAUUGUGAGUCGUUUCUUCUCUUCCCUUUCCUACAUUCUGGCACAUAUUGAUGUUAGCUUCCUUUGUCCAAAGAAAAUUGUUCCACAACUGGACAGGUUUUUAAAAAUUAUUCUUUCUGGUGAAAUCUAAUCUGCCCUUCCUAUGCUUGUGGUUUGCAGUCUUUUCUUCCAUGUAGACUUUGGCCAUGGUAGGUCUACCUCCCAGUGAGUGUUCUUGGUUUGGUUAAAUGUUGUGAAUUGGUGGUUCUUCUGCAAUCAUCCAGCAGAGCGGUCAUCUGUGGUUUUCCAGACCUUCUGGUGUUGCUGAGCUCACCAGUGUGUUCCUUCUCAUUAAGAAUCUACCAGAUGGUUGAUUUGACCACUCCUGGUGUGUGUGUCUGCUAUCUCUCUGAUGGAUUUCUUUUGUUUUCUCUACCUAAUGAUUUUUACUUGCAUGGAUAUCUCUCUGGACCUCAUCUUGAGAGAUGACAGCGCCAGCUCCACACUUGGAGUCUACUUCAGCCCUUCUACAUGCUUAAUGGCUCAUGAAGUAAUGAGGGACCUGCUUCCACCUGGCUAUGGAACAGCUUUUGAGUUGAAUGUCCAUAUACUUUUGAGCCCCGGGAAUUGGGGUGUAUAGGCAGAGAAAUGGCUGUCAUUCCCAAACAGCUGACGUGACAUUUUUGGUAAACUUCUUAAAGUAAAGCUGAAGCUGUACAAUUAAAUCCAUUGUGCUAUUGUACAGAGAUAAAAUUAUGAAAAUUGUCAAAUACUUAUGGGCCUGACUAUAGAUCUCAUUUGCACCUGUGUCUUUUAUAUAAUAUCUGUCUCAAUAAAAUCUCUUAAAAAAAAUAAAUAAAUAAAGGUCUGAAAUAGUGUUCUGUUCUGCCCCACAAAAUAUUUGGUUGGUGAUCUCGGCAAAAGGAAAAUCGGGCAGAAUAAGGUCACUAAUUACUGAGCUCAAACAAUCUAAGAUGCAGGUGCUAGUAGGAGAUGUGGACAAAGUGAACACCCUGAGCCAGUUUUUAAACCGGUUUUCUUCUCCCACUGCCAC